UUUUUAAUGAGCUUGUUGUUGACUUGACUUGUUGUGCCUGCUUAGUGCUUUGAUUUAGCUUGUUGCUUUAUUGUCCACUAAUUUAUAUUGUAUAUAAAAUAACUAGUAGAUACGUGGAGAAAAGUUUGUUCUAAAUUUUUAUUUAUGUGUACAAGGACCAUAUAAUGUUCAUAUUUAUUGCCGGUAACCUCAAACUAUAAUAAGUAAUAUGGGAGAAACAACUUGUUAUAUUCUUGAUAAUGGAGCCUACACAGCUAAAGUUGGAUUUUGCAACAUGGAACCAAAAAUCGUUCCCAACUGUAUCAUGAAAGCUAAAUCAGAAAGACGACGCCCCUUCAUUGGUUCGCAAAUUGAUGAAUGUCGAGAUGCUUCAGGCUUAUUUUAUAUUUUACCCUUUCAAAAAGGAUUUCUUAUCAACUGGGACACGCAAAAGACAGUGUGGGACUAUAUAUUUAGUAAAGAAUGCUGCCCAGUCAACUUUAGUGAGACACCACUAAUAAUAACAGAACCUUUGUUUAAUUUUGCUUCCAUACAAGAGGCUAUGACUGAAAUAUUCUUUGAAGAGUAUGAAUGCCAAUCAUUGUUACGUAUAAAUGCAACUGAUUUAGCUGAUUAUCACUAUCGAAAGUUAAACAACAAUGAAUGUACACUAGUGGUUGAUUCAGGUUAUAGUUACACAUACAUAGUGCCAUAUAUAAAAGGUAAGAAGUAUAAAGAAGGCAUAAGACGAAUUGAUGUAGGUGGCAAAGUAUUAACGAACCAUUUGAAGGAAGUUUUGUCAUAUCGGCAGUUGAAUGUUAUGGAAGAGAGUUAUGUUAUUAAUCAAGUGAAAGAGGACUCCUGUUUUGUGUCUCUUGACUUUAUGAAGGAUAUGGAACUGGCAAGACAGAAAGGUCCCAAAAACACUAUAGUUAAGGAUUACGUCUUACCAGAUUAUACAACGUUACGGAGAGGAUACCUGCGUGACAUUGUUAAAGCAGAUGAAGAAUUGGAACAACAAACCUUGCGUCUUAACAAUGAGAGGUUUGCCAUUCCGGAGCUGUUAUUCCGACCUGCCGAUGUUGGAAUACCGCAGAUGGGCAUACCUGAAUCAAUAAUACAUUCAAUAGAUUCCUGCCCCGAAGAGGCUAAAGAAGGUCUAUUGCAAAAUAUAGUCCUAUUCGGUGGGGACACCUUAUUUCCUGGUUUUCGUGAACGUGUUUAUAAUUCUGUUAGAGCUCUCGCGUUAGACCAUUUUGAUGUAAAUGUCACCUUAGCUGAAAAUCCCAUCACAUACCCAUGGGAAGGUGGAAAGCUUUUAUUUCGUGAUCCAGAAUUCUACUCUUUCUGCAUGACAAAAGAGGAGUAUGAGGAAGAAGGGAAGGCAUUGGCGUUUGAAAGAUUUGACAUUUAACGUCGGAAACGAGCAAGGAAAUCCACCGAAUAGGAUCACUUGCUCGUAAAAUAAUCCCUGGUUAUGGCAGAACUUUUUCGAUGCUACUUUGGGACAUUAGCCAAAAAGAUAUCUCAAGUCAAAAAUAUGAUAUAGCCGUUGGUUGUUUCGAUAUUUAUUUGAGAGGACAGCCUAUAGAAUAUGUGUAAAAGUGCGUGAUGAGUGACGCUCAGUGUGCACUUGUUGCAAUGUUUUUCAACCCGCUCCUUUGCUUGGAACAGUUCAGUUCAGUCUGAUUUACAUGUAAUCUAUAAAGUCAAAGUAAUUUUAUUGAAAAAUGUGAAUGCGCUUACAUUUCAGAGAGAUUACUUUUACUUAGUGUAUAUGCAAUACACAAACCAAUAAUCACCUCAUAAGCGCAAGCACAGCGUUUGAGGUAUUGCUCUACUCUCGACAUGUCAAAAAAGCAUUUUUCUCGAAACUGAAAUAGAUUUUUUGUUAUUUAUAUCGCACUUUCAGGUUAAUAUGAGUGUACUUAUAUUAAAUCAAAUAAUCUGACGUAAAUAGAAUAUAUUUUUAUCAGUGGGAGGCUCCUUUGCACAGGAAGCCGGCUAGAUUAUGGGUACCACUUCUGCUGUGAAGCAGUAAUGUGUAAGCAUAACUGUGUUUCGGUCUGAAGGGCGCCGUAGCUAGUGAAAUUACUGGGAAAAUGAGGCUUAACAUCUUGUCUCAAGGUGACGAGCGCAAUUGUAGUGCCGCUCAGAAUUUUUGGGUUUGUUGAGAAUCCUGAGCGGCACUGCAUUGCAAUGGGUAUGGCGUAUCAAUUAAUCUCAGCUGAACGUCCUGCUCGUCUCGUCCCUUAUUAUCAUAAAAAAAUACCAAUAACAAUUAUUCUGUUUAAUAUAGUAAAUAACAUUAAAAGUAAUGCUAAAUUUCAGAUAUGAGCUUCAACAUAUUUUUUCUAUAACUUUGUCGACGAACUCGAUUUUAAAAAGGUCGCGAUGGAGAUCGCUGUUUCGUAUGUUUCAAACUGCGUUCACAAUUUCCUGAAUAGUUUUUUCUGGAAGUGUUGUAUGAUUUGAAUAUUUGUUUGUUUGGUUCUGCCCCACAGCUGGAUCCCAUAAGUCCAUUGGGGAAAAUAGUACUUAAAUCUGUAGGUCUAUUGUGACCCUAAAUAUGUUCGGACGCACACCCUAGUGAUGUCUAUGCUCGUUGUUAUAAGGUAGUUGAGCAAACAUUUAGAGAAAUUUCUCCUUGCACAAUUGGAGUUCUUAAUUGUAUCUAAAUCACACCCACCAGCCUUUAUGAGGCGCCGUAUCCUCUGCCUGGAGUUAAGGGCUUUAGGCAUCCUGUCCUCACUGUGGCGAUGGGCCACAUUUGUUAAGGGUAAUAAAAUAUUCAAGAUAUCAGCAAAUUUCCUGGGUAUAGCCAUUAUUAACUUGCAAAUAAGCACUUUAUGACAAGAAAAUAGCGGGUCAACUAUGGACUCGUACAGCAAAAGAUAGGACAGAAUGGAAAUUUUUGGAGGAGGCCUUUGUCGGAAGACAAGCUGUACCACAGUAAAGACCGUUUGCCGAUAGUAUUUAGAGGCACUUUUUUUUAGUAACUAAUGUGUAAAAAUUUGUACAGCAAUAAAGCCUUUUUUUUAUUUUAUUUUAAGUACUUUAUGAAAAGCCUGCACUACAUCUAUGGUGGAGAAUUUUUAACUCUUUGUUAAGGCCUUUUCUAUAAAAUUGGAUUUUCUAUGCACUUUAUCUAUGGAUUGGUAUUACUCGGAAACCAAACUGGUGUUCUGGAUUCUUCUAAAUUAGGUGUCCCUUGCAUCAAUUCAACAAAAAUUUUAACUUGCUUGUAUAUAUAGCUGAAUCUGCGAAUAUCUGAACUCAUAUCAUUAUUUUGAUACAUAAUAUGAAUUUAAAGAGAUAUAUAUAUAUAUAUAUAUAUCUAUAAUAAGAACUUGAACAAUGAAUACAAAAUUUAUUCAAGUAAAACUUGACACAUUAUUAUGUAAACACUAUUAAUUGUAAUUAAAUUAAAUUUGUUAUAAACAACGAUUUCAAAAGUCGGCGACACAUCCCUGGUAUUGCACAUCUCAAUGGGCAUCUGGUUUUAGCUCUAAUAUGAAAGUGGACCUAAUAUUAAAAACAAAUGACUUUGAAUUAAACAUUUUUUACAACAUUUCAUGUAGUAUUAAAUUUGUCAUAGCUGUUGGGUUCAACAUCACUUCCGAACAGAUUAGCGUAUUCAAGUGUUCAAUGUUGUACACACAUUAAGUAGUGUAAGUAAAGAUAUAGGAAAUUAAACAAUUAAUUUGUA
Messenger RNA from Leptidea sinapis, 3688 nucleotides. It is a transcript of the gene Arp6, whose product is annotated as actin-related protein 6. Gene Ontology annotation, cellular component: Swr1 complex. The coding region runs from base 209 to 1393 and encodes 394 amino acids. Gene Ontology annotation, molecular function: nucleosome binding. The transcript is spliced from 2 exons. Lineage: Eukaryota; Metazoa; Arthropoda; Insecta; Lepidoptera; Pieridae. The record is from RefSeq and is a predicted model, not a curated record.